AUGUCCAUGUGGGUGUAUCCCCACAUCCCCUCCGACGAAUUGCGGAAAGCUGAAGACGAGUCCUUGGCCAAAGAACUGCAAUGGUACCUAACCUCGCUCCAAUCGUCCUUGGCGGCUCUGAAGGAGGGUCUAGAGGAGUGUGUCAAUCUUUUGGCUCCAGUUGAGCCAGGCUCGACGCUAGUCCUGUCCUCACUGCGGUCAGAAAGCGUGAAAGGCUUCGUGACACGGAUAGGAACAAAGAUCGUGAAAGGAGACAUCCAGUUGAGGUUUCAUACCAUUCCACCGAACACAACGCGCAAUGCAACUAACUCGACCCCAACCACACGCCUUACCUUCAAACCCUCCCCACAGGCACCAGAAAUCGUGCUCCCUCAGCUACUCACAGUUCGAUCGCUCAUUAACGAUGCUCUGGACAUUAUCGACAUCUCACGCUGGACGGGAUCGUCCUCAGAUGCCUCCUUCAUCUGGGGCCAGCUGAAAUUGUUGAACGACCGUCUGACAGAAGCGAAGAUAUGUUUGAAGGGCCACCCUCCUGGCACUCAAGCACCGGGCAUACCUGGUAUCGACUGGACUCGAGACAGUGUAGCGGAUGAAGUCUUUGAGCCCCGAUUACCGGGAGGCUUAAGCCUACACUUUGCAAUCCAGGAGUCCAAUCUUGUCCUAACAAUUCGGAGUAUAGUGCCGGCAACUCCUGGUGGCACCCCCAGCACUCCAGCUGAGUCCGCUUUUUCCUUGUCUGGCUUACAUCUUCGUAAUCGUUUAUUGGGCAUUUCUCCUCGGCUACCAAAUCACGACGAGACUGGAGAGGUCUUUGAGUGGAGAGGCAAGCAGGACGUUGUUGUGCGUGAAAAAUCCAGGGUCGAGACAGGUGACCCAAGCUUGAUAAGUGUCGCGGCAAAGCUUAGCGCACUUGAACACGAAGUUGCCCGUUGGCGAUACAAUCUCGACAUAUUGAUGGAAAGAAACGAGGACGAAGACUGA
Molecule: messenger RNA, 981 nt
Organism: Lithohypha guttulata
Lineage: Eukaryota; Fungi; Ascomycota; Eurotiomycetes; Chaetothyriales; Trichomeriaceae
Exons: 3
Coding region: 1-981 (326 amino acids)
Cellular component (GO): RAVE complex
Source: RefSeq, a predicted model, not a curated record